ACAGUUUUUUUACAUCUUUUUGUACCAUAGUAUGGUACAAAAAGAUGUGAAAGCAUAUUUGAAAUGAGUCGGUCGCUUUUGUAUCUUUCUGUACCAAAAAGCGGCCGAAAACAGCCAUGGUACAGAAACAUAUGAAACGCCAAGUCAUAAAGGUUAUUGAGUUUGACAAAUGCCUCCCUGAUAACGCUGUCAUCACAUAGACUGGCGAUUAAUUGCCCGGAAUGUCUUUGGCUACAAAAAUGUUGCAGGAGUGUAUGGAGAGCCUGCAGGCGUGUAUGAUACAUACACGUGUACAUCAAUUUUUAUUUAGAUAUAAAUAUCCUUUAUUCAUGAUUUAGCCGCUAUACUACGACGAAACAUCUACCCCUAUUACAUCUGUGUUUACAUCUGUGUGCAUGUUAUAUGUUUUAUCCUAGCGCAAAAUAUUCUUCGUGGUUUUGUAGUUAUCAACCGAUUGGAAAUUUGUCAUUGUACUAUUCCAUAGUUUGAACAUUUUAUAAAUAAUGACGUGACAUGUCCUGGGUGUCUGUAGUUUUGCACUCGCAUACACUGUGCACUCGUUAUACAGAAUACAAUGACGAUAAUUACCGCUCAUGUUUUACUGCUAAUGUUGCUGCUUGCUACUGUUAUGGCAUCACCGGCUGAAUUUCCUGCUACAUGCUUAACUGAUGGUAAGUACGUUAAUAUGUUCCCCAUUUUUUAAGAUUACGUCAAGCAACAGCUAAUCCUUAGCUGUAAUAUUCACUCCUACAUCCUUGAGACCUGUAUUAUAUGCCAAUCAAUACAAUAUUGUCGCCAAACGUUUAAUCUUCGAAUGCUACAAAUUUGUCACUAUAAAAAAGUUGUUAUAUGUAACUUGUAAGUGUAGCUAAAAAUACUGUUUUUCGUUAUUGUUGUUUUGAUUUGUAUAUAGUAUAUUUCGUUAACAGAUUGUAAUGCUAUAUACGGUAGUUUUAUAUUUCAGUUGAGGAUCUGUUGAUGUAUUACGCGUCAUGUGGAUUAACCUACAAAAUUAUUUCCAAUGUAAUGUCGAAGUACCAUGAAAUCACUAUAAGCGCGAAUGCAAUAUGUAAACGACUUAAGAAACAUGGAAAUCUAAAGAGAAGAGGACCAGUACAAGUUUCAAACAUAGAAUUGGAAGCCAUACUCAAGGAAAGAAUGCAGCUGUUACCACCAACUGUUGGUUAUAGACAGAUGACAGAAAUACUGAAAAGCGAAGGCAUUGUCGUAAAAAGGGAUCAAGUGAUGCACGUCAUGAGAAUAGUUGAUCCAGCAGGAGUGGAGAACCGCAGACGGCAUCGUCUUCAAAGGAGAAUUUAUUCCUCACUCGGACCUAAUCAUACUUGGCAUAUAGAUGGAUAUGACAAGCUGAAACCGUACGGAUUUCCAAUACACGGAUGCAUAGAUGGGUUUUCCAGAAAAAUCAUCUGGCUUGUUGUCGGUCCAUCGAACAAUGAUCCGAAACUGGUAGCAAAUCACUAUAUGGAAAGUGUUCAACGUCUCGGAGGUUGUCCAUAUAACAUACAAGCAGACCGAGGUACGGAAAAUUCAGUAAUUGGCGCCCUACAGUCUGUCUUUAGACAGGAAGAACCAGGAUUUGGUCGCGAAAACGGCUUCCAACAUAUUGCAUCAAAACUUAACCAGCGCAUCGAGUCAUGGUGGUCUUUUCUCCGGAAGAGAUUUGCGCAAUGGUGGAUUAACUUUUUCAUGGAUUUGGUCAAUUCGGGAACCUACGUUUCGCAUGACGACAACUCAAUGAAAUGCCUACGAUACGUAUUUAUGCCACUGAUUCAACAAUAUCUUGAUGAAAUCGCUGAGCAAUGGAACAAUCACCAAAUAAGCUUAUCAAGAAAUGCACACUGUCCGAAUGGAAGACCCAAUGUCCUGUAUGCAAUGCCAGAGAUAUCAGGUGCGAGGGAUUGCAUCCAUCCUGUCAACGAAGAAUUGAUAACGAUGGGGUUUACAAAAACAUUACCAUCCACUUUAUCUGGUUUGAAAGAAUUUGACGACAUCGCCGCAGAAAUGACUGUUCGACUUGGUUUGAUGAAGCCAGACACUUGGCAAGAAGCCCUGAAGAAUUAUUACAUGCUGUAUGAUGCUUUGUCAACUGAUUUAUGAUGUUUAUAUCAUAAUGAUAAAUGACAAUUAAAAUGAUACUUCAUUCA
Pecten maximus is the source of this 2165-nucleotide messenger RNA. RefSeq lists its product as uncharacterized. The transcript has 10 exons. NCBI's taxonomy places the organism in Eukaryota, Metazoa, Mollusca, Bivalvia, Pectinida, Pectinidae. Bases 979 to 2118 code for a protein of 379 amino acids. The record is from RefSeq and is a predicted model, not a curated record.